AUGUCUGAUUCUCUCAAUGAAUGGAGCAAAAAAUGGUUAAUGAAUAUAAACUUGAAAAAAACUAAGGUUAUGAUCCUACAAAAACAUAAUUCUAAACUACAAAGACUUAACUUCUUCUUCUUGGGAGAUAAGCGCAUUGAUAUUAUUCACUCCAAACACUAAAUUUGCGGUUGCGAAAAGGUUUUACGAGCACACAUAAUAGUGCUCGCAAGCAUUAAGGUCCACACACACGGGAAGCGAUUCGACAACGCGACGCGAUUUUUCGAUUUUCACUGACCGUUAAUUUUGAUUCUAAUUUAAAUUUUCCAAAUAUUUAGAAGCGCUAUAACCUUUGGAGUUAUUUGGUAUAGAUAUGUCAUUCAAAAUUUGCUCUCAUUUAGUUGCGAUAAGAGGAACUCAUUACUACUAUAAUCAAGGUCACUUGACCGACAACUCUCAUUCAUUCUCAUCGUUGUUUCUCCCGAUUUUAGUUCAUGUUGUGAAAACUUUCGAUUAUUGAGUCGGCUAAGAUAUAAAUGUAGAGCUGCGAUAUACUCCGUAGCACAGGGAACUUAAAUACUCGAUAUUACAGGGAAGCAUUACAUACGUAGAAAAUAAAUAUAUUAGUCAGAGCCCACAAAUAAGCGUCCGUCUGCCACCGAGCAAUAACGGGUUUAUCCCAUGAGAAAACUUGUGUAAAAGUUAACGUAUGCGACCAAAAUAUUGAUAAACAAGCAACUACAAACGGUUUCGUUGUGGGUGUUGUUGAUGGAAAUUUACCGAGUGGAAAUAUUUAUACAUUUUGUUGCACCUAACGGCUAACCAGGAACUGCGAAAAAUUGCAACCUUAGGUUCCUGACAGGAAUCGAACCUUCAGCCCUGCAAUUACGGUACAACGCUUGCAUGUAUACAUGAACUUGCUUGACAACUAGUUUCUGUAGCGCAGUUGGUUAUAGCGCUGAAUGCACAUGAAUAACAAACUGCAGCUUUAAUUCCUGCCAAGGACCAAAAGUUGGAAUUUUCUCAGCUGUUCCUCAACUGAAAUAUAUAAAAAUUUCCACUCGAUAAUUGACAAACAACAACACCAUUGAGCUAUUAUUAGCCAUUCCGAAGUUGAUGAGAGGACUGGGGGCGAGUGUUAAAAAGUGCCCAAAUUAAGAAACGCGGAUACGAAGACGUACAUUGAUCGUUGUAUCCAUUACUGUAAUAAGACCGAUAGUUGAGUAUGCUUGCCAAUGUGGCAUUUUCACAUUCAACAUUUUCUAUUUGAAGACAUCGAACGAAUCCAGAAAGGCGCACUAAAGAUCGUUGUUCUCUUUUGAAGUUUAUAUGGCGAGACAUUAAAGAUUACGGGUAUCACUACACUGUACGACCGGCCUGAAAGCCUUUGCGACCAAUUCUUUUAGACAAAAUAUGAAUAAUGAUAAGAUGAAUGACUUGUGUCCAGAUCCAUUUACAUCAAAUUAUGACUUUAGAUUACCACGUAAAUUUAAUAAUUAUGUCUCCAAAACGGAUCGCUGCAAACAGUCGUUUUUACUCCAAAUGAUUUUCAAAAAGAAUAGUAGGAUUAUAACCUUAACUAGUAUUAGUUUUUAGACAUCACAAUAUAAUAGUUUAGUAGUUUGACAUCACAAUUUAUUCUUAUUGUAAUAUAGUUGUAGUAUAAUAUUUUUUAGUCAUAACUUCAUGUUGCUAAAAACUUCUGUAAUUUAACCUUUUGGUUACAUAAAUAAUAAUAAUAAUAAUUUGAAUUUCGUUAAAAAAAAUGACGUUGCAUCGUCAUGUUCUUAAUUAAAUUAAAACGUCUAUUCUAGCGGUUCGCAGGCAAGCGAGCCUCGCAAUCGAAUUACUAGAUAUUCGGUGUGAAAAACGCAAUGCAAGUUUCAGCAAAAAUUACUUUGUGCAAGAUGGACAUCGAGAGAUAUAAUAUUAUUACAAUAGAUAAUAAUUUAUUUUAUUGCAAUUACUAGAAAAUACAUGCAUGCAGAAACCCUCGCCUUGCUGACAAAACCAUUUUAUUUUCGGAACCUGAAGUAUUUUAAGUAGUUGUCAUGGUAACACGAUAAUUUUUUAAGAAUAUUUUUACAAAUGAAAAAUCCCCCAUAAAUAUCACUUUUAAUUACAAAAUUAUCAAUUUCCUAAACAUAUAUAUGUUAUGUAUGUUCUUAUACGUAAUAUAAGCUUGAAUUUAAGGUAAAAUUCAACCACAAACGCUUCGCAAAACGUUUUAAAAUGUUCUUUUACUAUAGAACUGUACUGCCUUUAUCGAUAAACUUUGAGUUCGAAAUAAAAUGAUUCCAAAUUCUCCCAUGCAAAUAACUUUGCUUAGUAUAAUAAAAAGUGUAAUCAAUAAAGAAACACUGAAAUAAUACGCUGUCUUGUUUCAUAUUUAUACACAACGAUCGGCUUUUAAAGUAAUUACAGUAGGUAUGUUAUUAUACGUAAUAUAAGCUUCAAUUUAAGGUAAAAUUCAACAACAAACGCUUCGCAAAACGUUUGAAAAUGUUCUUUUAAUAUAGAACUAAACUGCCUUUAUCGAUAAACUUUGAGUUCGAAAUAAAAUGAUUCCAAAUUCUCCCAUGUAAAUAACUUUGUUUAGUAUAAUAAAAAGUGUAAUCAAUAAAGGAACACUGAAAUAAUACACUGUCUUGUUUCAUAUUUUAUAUACGCAACGAUCGGCUUUUAAAGUAUAAAUUACAGCCGAGAUUACAGUAUAUUAAAAGCAAAUAAUGCAUCAAUAUUUAAAACAAACUUACCUUCGUUAACGUCGGCACCUUUACUUCCUUCUUUUAGCAAUUGCCUUGCCUUUAUUUCAUCAAAAAUCCUUUGCAAUUUACAAAAUCUUGCAAAAAUGAAAUAUAUUUGCAAGAAAUCAUCAAAUCAAUUUCGCUGUCGUCAAUCGUCAUGCAGCCGUUAUAAUGCCAAUUUUAAAUUGGACCAAUCAGUGUUGGCUAUUCAUCACAGUCCGCUAUAUUAUGAGAUCAGUGAGGAUGACCACCCACCGAAACACGCACAGUGACCCACGCCCGCGAUAUUUGAUGAACUUUAGACUUCGCUAAUGCUUCCCUUCCCCGGGUGUAAAUAGCCGGGGGGAAUUAGUACCCUCGCACGGCGCUUCGCGCCGUCGGCUCGGGGAUUAUUUUAAAAAUAAUACUAAGCUAUUUUUGCUUUCCAUGUUUUAGUCAACAGACACAAGAGAAGCAGAAAUAUGUUGUGUUGAAAAUCCUUGCAAAAAUCAAGCACUUUGCGUGCCCGAGGUACGAUCUGGCAAGCGGAGUUUUUCUUGUAAGUGUCGACCAGGAUUCACUGGAAAGUUAUGUGACGUACCAGUCAAAGGUUGUCAAGACUACCUCCGAGCAAACGAGUCAGCAACAUCUGGUGUCUACAAAAUUGUGCUGGACGAUCCAACAAUGACAAAAAAUGUCUACUGUUAUUUUGAUCACGUGAAUAUGGAAGCAUGGACCCUUGUCAUGUCCUACUCAUAUUCCUAUCAGAAUAGUAUGAAAUACUUUCCGUUUCAGAAGGAUAACCCUAUCAAUGAAGAAAAUCCAGCGUUUGACUAUUACCGUGCAUCUCUAGCUUUGAUGAAAUAUUUAAGAAAUCAUAGCAGCUUCUGGCGAGCUACAUGUAACCAUGACACCAAACCACGUGAUGACGAUUUCACACAGAGUUAUUUCACAACUUUGGAUAUUAUGACAUACAAUG
Messenger RNA from Paramuricea clavata, 3684 nucleotides. The record is from the annotation of a GenBank genome assembly. Lineage: Eukaryota; Metazoa; Cnidaria; Anthozoa; Malacalcyonacea; Plexauridae.